CUCUAACAAUUAUUAGGAACAUCCGGAAGGUAUUGCAAAGAAAGUUCGGCGUUGGAAUGUUGAAGUUAGUGAGUUAAUCGUCGGAAUCAUGUUCAUCGACAUACCCGAAAUUCUGGACAGCAACUUUCUAGUGACUUCAGGUCCGAUUUACGCUAUCUUACAUAUGUUAAAACGAAAUACUUUCUAUACGAAAGUUAUAGCCUUACGUCUUAUGAAUCCACAGAAUCAAACGGUUUGCGAUUCCGUGAAGAAACGAUGGAGAUAUGCUCAAAAUACCGCAGGCUGUCCAAUUGUGACGGGAAUGACAAAGUUGGUGAAUUUUGAUAUUGUUUUCACUCCCGCUCAUCCGUAAGGUUUCGGCCGAUGAUUUCCAGGUCUGUACCUUUGCGUUAGACUUAUCGAAUCAUUCAUUACAUACAUACAUGAACAUAUAUGUUGUUUCAUAUGUUAAAACCAUUCCAAAAUAUAUAUGUGAUGCAUAUAUAAGUUAUCUAUAUGUUGAGAUCCAAAUACACCAAAUCCAUAAAGUUAAUAUACACAUAAUUAAAUUUAAACUUUGGAAAUCAACCCAACAAUAUGUAUAUGUUAAUCAAAGGUGCUUAAAAGACUUAAAGAAGUAUUUUGGACACUCAAAAUAUCAAGAGAAAGGUUCGCAGACCUAAACGGUCGAUGCAAAUGGUCGACCGUCGUGUUAAAAAUCGAAACGGAACAAGACUGUCAGACCAACGGUCGACCGCCGGUGGCCAACGGUCGACCGUCGCCUGUCCAGCCAAGUGCCGUCGUCCACCUCUAGUCAACAACGGUCGACCGCCGGUCAACCGCGGUCGACCGUCACGGUGAAUCUCCAAUCCGACCUGAUGAAGAUCAAGGUCGACCGUCGCGCCAAACGGUCGACUGUUCCGAGCCCCGUAGCUUAAUUAAAUGAUAUUUUAAUCAUCGUGAUGUGCGGGACUUACUAGUCCGACAUCACCCGUUCCGGGCUUAGUGUACGUACAUGGUAUUCAGGUUUCGAGUACCACCCAUAUUUUUCUAGUCUCACCUCAUUCGUGAGACUAAGGCCGCGUGAGUUCGUCGUACCAAAUGGGCGAAUCUCAUAACGCAAGGGUGUCCUUGCUCGUUAGAAUCAUGCAUCAUGUUAUCAUCAUCAAGUACAUUGAUUACAUAGGUGUCAUGUAAUCAUCAUCAAGAAUAAUUAUAUUGAUUACAUAGGUGUCAUGUAAUCAUCAUCAAGAAUAAUUAUACUGAUUAAAUAUGUCAUCAGGUAAUCAUCAUCAAAUGUCCACCAUCAUAAAUCAUCAAAUUGAACAUACGAUAUAAUGUGCCAUAUCAUGAAUAUUAUUAUACAUUUUGUGGACGUAUAUAUGUAUAUGUAUAUGUCUAUGAAUUAUUCUACAAUUCUAGCGUGGUACCACUCAGCGGUUUCGCUGAGCGUGUAGUUUGUAUUUUUCGUUGACUACACGUAGGUAACAAGAAGACAAUGAUGGAAUCAUUUCCGGAGGGCGUUGAGUCAGAGGAGAUGCAACGAUGGCAGGCAAAUGUUUGAUCAUCAGAUUUUAAAAUGUGUCAUGAUUUGAUUAUUAUUGUACUUCCGCAUUACUCUGAAAAUAUUUUUAAAUGGGUCGCGAUCCAGAGUAUGUAAAUUUAAUAUUUAUAAGUAAUUGUCAUUUUCGAAUGUCAAGCGAAAUUUUUAUUUAACUCUCGUUUCACCUUAAUUCGUGUAAUUCCGGGUUAUACGGAUUGAGAAGUGUUCUUCCUCUCCAUCUCUCUUCAAAUCCAUUUCCUCAAACCCUGAAAGAUUCCUUUUUUUAAAAAAAAAAAAAAUUUCAAUUUCAAACCCUAUAUCUCCGCUCGGUUCUCGAUUCAUAUUUUCCUGCAAUCGUAUCCGCGUUUGACUUCUCGAUUACGCUGAUGAAUGUGUGAGGAUCGGAUCCGCAUAUGGACAGUAAUUAUUCAGCUGUUCCUCCCAAGGAUGGGUUCGUGGAGCUGCAGCUGAAAGACGGAGACUUUGAAUCCGAUUUAGAUCGAGAAAACGGGUUCCUGAAACGGGUCAAUCCCGACGAUCCGGAGCUAGACGAUGACAUCGAUUUCGACAAUCUGCCUCUUAUUUUCGGCGAUGGGAAUAAAUCCGGAUCCGGCAUUCACGGCGCUGUUUUCAAUCUCACCACGACCAUCGUCGGCGCCGGAAUCAUGGCAUUGCCGGCCGCGAUGAAGGUUUUAGGAUUGAUUCUAGGGUUCCUCCUCAUCAUCCUGAUCGGCGUCUUGUCUGAAAUCAGCGUUGAAUUGCUCAUCCGUUUCUCUGUUCAGUGCAAUGGGAUAUCUUAUGGGGACGUCGUCCAGGCUGCCAUGGGUAAGACUGCUAGGAUCGUCUCUGAGAUUUGCAUAAUUGUUAACAAUGCGGGCGUCUUGGUUGUUUAUCUUAUCAUAAUUGGAGAUGUCAUGUCUGGUUCUCUUCACCACAUUGGUGUCUUUGAUCAAUGGCUAGGCCAUGGUUUUUGGGAUCAUAGGAAAGUUGUGGUUUUGAUCUUUCUCGUGAUCUUUCUCGCCCCGCUUUGCGCGUUGGACAAGAUCGAUUCCUUGAGCUUGACAUCUGCUGCGUCUGUUGCCCUUGCCGUGAUAUUUGUUUUCGUUGCUAUCUUUGUAGCUUUUGUUAAAUUCGUCGAGGGCAAAAUUGAAAUCCCUAAAAUGACCCCGAAUUUCGGGUCCGAAAAUUCAAUAUUGGAUUUGUUCGUGGUGAUUCCUGUAAUGACAAAUGCGUAUGUUUGCCACUUUAAUGUCCCACCUAUUUAUAACGAGCUCGAAGGGCGUUCCCCUCAAAAGAUGUAUCGAGUGGGGAGGGUCACGACGGUCAUUUGCGUCCUCGUCUAUGCAUCGACCGCAAUCUCCGGGUAUUUGCUCUUCGGGAAGGAAACCGAGUCUGAUGUGUUGACUAACUUCGAUAAAGAUCUCGGAAUUCGGUUUAGCUCCGCUUUGACUUACAUUGUCCGCGUGGGGUACGUCUUCCACUUGAUCCUCGUCUUCCCGGUGAUCCAUUUCUCUUUGAGGCAAGCCGUGGACGCAUUAUUCUUCAAGGACCGUGUUCCCCUCACGGAGAGUAGGAAGAGAUGUUUGGCUCUAACCAUGGUUUUAUUAGGUCUCAUAUACUUAGGUUCGACCGUGGUACCCAACAUUUGGACCGCAUUCAAGUUCACGGGAGCCACCACCGCGGUUUCGUUGGGGUUCACAUUCCCAUCUCUCGUUGCGCUAAGGUUGAGCAAAGAAGGGAACAGGUUGAGCAAUACGGAGAGGAGUUUGUGUUGGUUCAUGUUGAUAUUGGCGAUUACCGUUAGCGUUUUGGGGGUUUUUGGCAAUGUCUAUAGCAUCAAGAAGCUUAGCUAACUGUCAUUUUUGUUUGUUUCAUCAUCAAACAAUACACAAAUGUUCCAUAGCUUGUGAAAGUGAAGAUGUUCUUGUAGGACCCGCGCCCGAGUGUGGGCCCACCGUCUCGACUAGGAUUUUAUUCUGGGGCCCUGAGAUGAGAUUCAUCUUUUUUUUCCAUUUUGAUCACCAUAUAGUGUUCCUGCUUUGCUUGAGCAGGUAAUUUUUUACUCCGUACUAUAUUGGUUC
Molecule: messenger RNA, 3603 nt
Organism: Cuscuta campestris
Lineage: Eukaryota; Viridiplantae; Streptophyta; Magnoliopsida; Solanales; Convolvulaceae
Source: the annotation of a GenBank genome assembly